This is a messenger RNA of Hevea brasiliensis (rubber tree), 1813 nucleotides long. RefSeq lists its product as uncharacterized. The record is from RefSeq and is a predicted model, not a curated record. Bases 364 to 1662 code for a protein of 432 amino acids. NCBI's taxonomy places the organism in Eukaryota, Viridiplantae, Streptophyta, Magnoliopsida, Malpighiales, Euphorbiaceae. The transcript is spliced from 2 exons.
UUCAAUUAAAGCUUAUAAUUACAUUACUCAAUAUAAAUAGUGCAAAUACAUGUCUGCAGUGAAGGCAAUUUUAGAGCAAUUUACAAACCAAGGAGGAGACAGUGGCAGUCCAUAUAAUACAAGGGACCCACAUUGAUUUCUUCUGCAACUGAUCCAAGUAUCUCUCGUGUAAUUGCGCGAUCAGAUUCUCAUCAUGAACAAUAUAAUACAGUGCAUGGCAAUUAAUCUACUAUAAAUCAAAUUCGUCUAUCAGUAGAUCACCAUAACUCCCUAAUCCAGAGAAAAACUCCUACAAAACAAAGCUUCUCUGCCACCAGCUGUUUAGAUCAUGUGAGAAAAACCCCAGUUCUUUGUCACCGCAGAAUGGCUAAACCUAAAACCCCAAUAAAACCCAUCAAUAAAAUCCACCAGAACCAAAACCAACAACCCCAAAGAUCAGAAAAACCACCUUCAUGGUUAGCUGUUAGAGGUCUUUUCACCUGCAAGGACCUACAAAGACAGCAGCAACAGGAACUAAAGCAUCCAAAACAGGAAAAGCAAGAGCAGCAGCAGCAGCAUAAGGAGGAAAAACAUCAUCAGCAUCAAGAACAAGCUCUGGAGGAAACCAGCAAGAAAUGCAAGAAAAUUAAGUGUUCAAGCUCUCUAUGCAACAACACAAAGGUCAUGCACAGGCCUGAAACAGCUUCCCCUGAAGUCCGAAGAAAAAGGGCUUCAAUGGGAUUAACUAGUAACAAUGGCUCCUCAGGCAGAUCCAUGAAGGAUUCUUUGAAUGAAAUUAAUGGGGUUCCUUCCUUUUAUAAAUCUUCAUUGUCUGUGUCUUCUAAUUCCUCCAUUAACAAUGCUGGUUCCUUUAAAGGACUGCCAUUCAGGAGACUAUAUGGCUGCUAUGAGUGUAGAAUGGUGGUAGAUCCUGUUCUUGGAUUCACCAGAGACCCCUCUUUGAGAAGUAGCAUUUGUUCAUGCCCCGAAUGUGGUGAGAUCUUCGUGAAAGCUGAAAAUCUGGAGCUUCAUCGGUCUGUUAGACAUGCAGUAUCAGAGCUGGGUCUAGAAGACACAAGCAAAAACAUAGUGGAAAUUAUAUUCCAGUCAAGCUGGCUGAAGAAAGAAGUCCCCGUUUGCCAAAUAGACAGGAUUCUAAAAGUCCACAAUACGCAAAGAACCAUCUCCAAAUUUGAAGAGUACAGAGACUCCAUCAAAGCCAAAGCCACCAAGCUCCCAAAGAAGCACCCACGUUGCAUAGCAGAUGGAAAUGAGCUCCUCAGGUUUUACUGCACCAGCUUUGCUUGCUCACUAGGCCUAAAUGGGUCAUCCAAUCUGUGCAAUUCAAUUCCACACUGUAAUGUAUGCAGCAUCAUCAAAAAUGGAUUUAAAGAAUCCACUAUUGGAGGAGUCAACGGAAAUCGAAUUCUGACCACAGCAACAAGUGGUAAAGCACAUGACAAAGCUGCAAUAUCGGAGGAGAGUAAUGGCAAUAGUGAUAAGAGAGCAAUGCUGGUCUGUAGGGUCAUAGCAGGAAGAGUUAAGAAGAGUGUGGAGGGUAACAUGGAGGAAUAUGACUCUGUAGCUGGAGCUGAGGGGGUUUACUCCAAUUUGGAGGAGUUGUAUGUGUUCAAUGCAAGGGCAAUUUUGCCUUGUUUUGUUGUUAUCUACAGAGGGUUUUAGUAGGGUCUAAGUUAUUACUUGUACUUUGUGACUCCAAGGGGGAAGGCUAAUGCUGCCUAUUUUGUCUGAUUUCUUUGUAAGUUUGUCCAAGAAAAUCUCAGAUGUUUUGUUCAUAAUGAAAUUUCUAAAGGAUACUGCAAUUUUGCAAGAA